Messenger RNA from Microplitis demolitor, 8079 nucleotides. RefSeq names its product rap guanine nucleotide exchange factor 6. Lineage: Eukaryota; Metazoa; Arthropoda; Insecta; Hymenoptera; Braconidae. Gene Ontology annotation, biological process: Ras protein signal transduction; positive regulation of GTPase activity. Gene Ontology annotation, cellular component: apical plasma membrane; plasma membrane. The transcript has 15 exons. The record is from RefSeq and is a predicted model, not a curated record. Bases 1168 to 5418 code for a protein of 1416 amino acids. Gene Ontology annotation, molecular function: guanyl-nucleotide exchange factor activity; protein binding.
GACGGCAGCCGGCCACGCGAAGUUGUUCCGAACACUCAAUAUCUCCAAGUGUAACUUUGCCUGUCUCAACAUACGCGCGUUUUAUUAUUUAUCUAAGUAAAUACAAUUCAUUAUCAUUACCACAAUUAAUAACCUCUCUCAGCUUAUCUCCGUAAUUUUAAAUUUAAAAAUAAAAGUAUUAAAUAAAAAGUCAGUUAUAAAAACCGUUAGCUUCAUGUAAUAGAGUGAAACUUUUUUAGUGUCGUGAGUGUGUUGUGAUGUGAAUAUUUGUGGAUUAGCCGAUUUGUUACUCACUAUUAUUUUAAAUUUCCCGGUCUCGUAUAAUGCAAUCUUACGACAAUGACAGCAGAGCUAGUAUUGUGUUUAUAUUGUACCCUAUAACUUAACAAACGAGCGUCCACACUCUGGUCUUGUCUACUCCUGGUCUUGUCCUACUCGUUGUAUGGUCGUAGUCCCGGGCCCCAGCACAAGCACAAGCGUACAACAAAACCGAUACCUGUUUCACGCGAUACGAGUUUAAGUAGAGAAGACGAGAGAUGAGAGAGCAAGGUAUAAAGUAAGCGGACCAGAGGUAAAAAAAGUAUCAAAAUCCUGUGGCUGGGAGGCCGUAAAAAAGAUACGACCAUCGCAGUCAAGGAAGAAGAGUAACAGCAGAGCAGAGCAGAGCUGAUGAAGGCUGCCAGAGGUGUCCGCCAAACCGUAGUGCAGCAGAAUGUGAUCGAUCCAUGGAGGGAACUAUCGACAGGAUCUUGAUCUUCAGUUCAACAAUCAUGCAAUAAGCAAUUUCGCCGGGUACAGAAUCGUCUGAGGAUCCAGUAGUCAAAAUAAAAGUAAAGUCAGAGGCGUCACGAGUGACCUGGAUCGCAUGCAAUGUUGAAACGGCGAUUGUCUGAGUGAAAGUGUCGUGACCCGGGUGAGCCGGGCUCUUCCUUUUUAAAUUUCACAUUUGUUUUAUUUAUUUAUUUAUUUAUUGUAUUUGUUUUUAAAAUCUCCUCAUUGAGAAAUGCAUGAAAUUGCUAACGAUCAAAGCUACUGAUUAAACUAGAAACGAGACGACAAGCCGAUUAAUUAUGAAAGCUUACAAGAACCAGUUCAAAAUAUCUAAUGCAUAUGAUUUAAAGUUUGAUUGUAAAGUUGGAGAGUGACAUAGCGAGUGUGUGAAAGAGUAUGACGGACUAUUUGGAUUCACAUUUUGUCCGGGCGCUCUGCCGUGAUCCAGACAGAAGGACUCUACAAGAUCUUCAAAUUAUUUACUAUGGACUUCUUGGACUGGAAGCCUUGCGACCUUGUAGAGAUUCGAUUUUACGAGAACUAUGCAAAGUUGUGCGAUAUGAAAGACAUUACGCCAAUCAUGUUCUUUAUUACACGGGUGAAUUGGCAACGAGUUGGUAUAUUCUGCUGUCUGGAUCAGUAUUCAUCGAUGGGUCCAUGUUUCUUCCUCGUUCAAGCUUUGGCAAGCGGACGGGUGGCAGUGCCAGGAGACCCAACGAGUGCUUCGUUCUCGAGCCCUCCGAGAUGAUUGUCAUCGACUAUUCGGAAGUGCACGGAAGGAUGCAUCGACCUCCGCAUCCUCAUCCCAUUGCCGACCAUCGGCAGGUCAAUUUGGUCUUCGACGAUACGUUCGCACCGGGCCUGACUGGCAGGCCGGAGCUCUACCAAAAGUCAAACAGAAGCAGCCAUUCGAGUGACACGAGCUCGGCGUACAGCGGAUCAGACACGAUGACAUCGGUUCAGGGAUCUUUGGACGCAGACAACGACGAGGUCGACUUCUCUGGCCUCGUCGAGUCGAUAGUAGACAGCGAUGAGGAGGAAGAUCUCGCUGAGAGCAUGGAUAGCCUAACCGUUCGCGAUACCGUGCGUGAGUGCCUGGAAAAAGACCCGGCGGAGCGAACUGAGGAAGACAUCGAGAUCCUGCUGGAAUUCACGCAACAUCUAAAGGCAUUCACGAACAUGACCUUGGCCGUGAGACGUGCACUCUGUGCGGUGAUGGUAUUUGCGGUGGUGGAGAGCGCCGGAAUGAUUGUGCUGACUGAUGGGGAGGAAUUAGAUAGUUGGAGUGUACUGAUAAAUGGUGCUGUUGAAAUAGAACACAGCAAUGGUGAAAUUGAGCAAUUGCAUCUUGGUGAUAGUUUUGGAAUUCUGCCAACAAUGGAGCGAUUGCUACAUCGAGGAGUUAUGCGGACCAAGUGCAAUGACUGCCAAUUUGUCUGUGUGACACAAGCUGAUUAUUUUCGAAUCCAACAUCAAGGGGAAGAAAAUACGAGGCGACAUGAAGAGAACGGCCGGGUGAUUUUGGUAACCGAGUUAAGAGGAGCUCUUGACGGCGGCACCAGGCGCGGACAUGUGGUGAUCCGUGGGACACCUGAACGGCUUAUGCUACAGCUUAUCGAAGAAAACAGUAUUACGGACCCGACGUACGUCGAAGACUUCCUGCUCACUCAUCGAACGUUCAUCGACAGCCCGCUGCUGGUCGCUGAUCAAUUACUCGAGUGGUUCGCACAGCCACAAGUUAAAGAUCGCGUCGCACGUGUCGUACUGCUCUGGGUGAAUAAUCACUUUACGGACUUUGAAACAGAUCCGGCGAUGAUGGAAUUUUUAGAAGCAUUCGAGGCAGGCCUUGAGCGUGAAAAAAUGCAGGGUCAGCAGAGAUUAUUGAACAUUGCAUGUGCAGCGAAAGCAAGAACGCGUAAUAUAACACUCGCGAGGCCGAACAGAGACGAAGUGUUGAACUUCAGUAUACUCGGCGGCUACGAACGUGGAUUUGGGAUAUUUAUAUCUAAAGUCGACAAGCACUCGAAGGCCGAAGACGUUGGACUUAAACGUGGUGACCAAAUUUUAGAAGUCAAUGGCCAACGUUUUGAGCACGUAAGUCACGCGAGGGCACUUGAAAUAUUACGUGGCUCAACGCAUCUCAGUAUUACCGUUAAAUCAAAUUUAUUGGCAUUCAAAGAAAUGCUACAGAUGCCAGAUAACUCGCCACGGCCGCGUGGCAGAAUAAAUAAACCAGAAGUACCAAGAAUACCAAUAGAUCCACGCGCGAGGCUGUCAACGCACGUGGAUCCUCUGACACCCGGCGGGCAACUGAAUCCAAUGGUCGGUGGGGUGCCUCUGCUGAUACCCGACAAUAAUGGAUCGCCGUGCAAGGAUUCGAAAAAAGAGCACAAGGGAUUCAUGACACUGGGACCAAAACGACGGUUUCAAAAAGCUCUGAUGAAAAUGAACAUAUUGCCAAAGAAUAUUAUCAACGACGGUAUGCAUGCUGAUGAUUCCCUGGCACCGCCUCACACGCCACCAGGAACGGGACUACAAAAUACCACAAAUCUUUAUCAUUCUCGCAGCAAUCCCGAUUUAACGUCGAUAUACUGUUACGAUGAUCUAAGAGCGCCAGAUUAUCCUGAACACGUACUAAAAGUCUACAAAGCUGAUCAGACUUGCAAAUAUCUCCUUGUCCACAAAGAAACAACGGCCCAUGAAGUUGUCAUGCUGGCAUUGCAGGAGUUUGGUAUCACUGAAAGCAGCUCUAAUUUCUCGUUGGCUGAAGUAAGUGUCGCUGAAGGUGGAAUGAUUAAGCAGCGAAGGCUGCCAGAUCAGCUGCAGAAUUUGGCCGAGAGAAUAGGAUUAAGUUCCCGGUAUUAUUUAAAGACCAACGGUAUCUCCGAGACACUGGUCGCUGAUGAACAGGCGCCAGAGUUGGUGAGAGAAUCUCAAGUACAUUUUUUACAACUAAACGCCGUCGAAGUGGCCAUCCAGUUAACGCUCCAGGACUUUAGUAUAUUCCGUCAGAUAGAGUCCACGGAGUACGUUGACGAUUUAUUUGAACUUAAGAGCCGCUAUGGGGUCCCGAUGCUCAGUCAAUUCGCGGAACUAGUCAACAGAGAAAUGUUUUGGGUCGUCACAGAGGUUUGUUCUGAGCACAAUCUCGUCAGACGGAGUAAAAUAAUAAAGCAAUUUAUAAAGAUAGCACGUCAAUGUAAAGAAUGUAAAAAUUUCAAUUCCAUGUUUGCUAUCGUCUCGGGACUUGGCCACGGCGCAGUGUCACGUCUGCGCGCUUCCUGGGAAAAAUUGCCCAGUAAAUAUCAAAGAUUAUUUAGUGAUCUUCAAGAACUUAUGGAUCCAAGCAGAAAUAUGAGCAAAUAUCGUCAGCUGGUUGCUUCUGAACAGACACAGCCUCCAAUAAUUCCAUUUUACCCGGUCGUAAAAAAGGAUUUGACGUUCAUACAUCUGGGAAAUGACUCGAGAGUCGAAAAUCUCGUAAACUUUGAAAAAUUGCGUAUGAUCGCCAAAGAAGUGAGGACACUGACAAAUAUGUGCUCGUCGCCGUACGAUUUGUUGACGAUGCUCGAGCGCGGGGGACAGCCUCCGAGUUCCGCGAUGGUUGCGCUCAAUCAAAUGACGACGGGUAAUCAGGGCGGACAGACGGCGACAGUUAAGCGACGCAAAAAAUCCGCAGCGGCGCCAAAUCCGAAAAAAAUGUUUGAAGAAGCUCAGAUGGUGAGACGGGUCAAGGCUUACUUGGCCAACAUGAAGGUCACCACAGAUGAGGAACGUUUGCACGCUUUGUCAGUUGACUGUGAACCACAUGCGGGCGCGGUAGCUAUCGCUGCGGCAGUUCCUCUAUCAGGAAGUCGAGGUAGACGGCAUCCUUCACCCACACUCUCUACUACUAGUAGUGCCAGUAGCACCAGUGAAGGCAGAAAAAGUAUACAAGGUACAAAAUUCGGAGCAGCAUCUCCACAAGCCGUACGAAAGAUGCUGGCUCUAUCAGAUCCACACAAAACCCGACCUUACCAACCUAAACACUGUCCCGUGCUUCCAGUACCGGGUCUGGCUUUGCACUCGAGCGGACUGGAGCCGAGUCCCGGUGCGCCGAGAAGAGUAGGCUCUGGUAGCCGUAUGCCGAUGCACGAAAGGUCACACAGCGAUACACCCUCGGGUUUGCCAGCUCCAGUUGAUCUUAGCGCUGAAAGCAGCAGUGUCACUAGUCUUAGCAAUUUACAACCUUUGAGAAAGACACUGACAAGUGGUUCGGUGACGAGCAGUGACAGUGGUCACAGUACACAGUUGGAUAGCCACAGCGGGAGCAGCGUCGAAGCUGGUGGGAGCCCUCCACCGCCCCAGAGACGGCAUUUAUCAAUGCAAGGUUGCACAGGAGCUGGCAUUGGACUUGGAACAGGACUGCCGGGGCCGAUGCACCAUAGCGCCGGCACGACUUCCUUUAUGCUUGCCGGGAAUAAUUCGAUGGUCCAGCGAUCCACAGCUGUGGCAGGUCCUGGCCAGUGUCGGCAGCCACCUGCGUACAAAGUUGCCGCUCAGAUGGCGAGAUUACACAGGCUAGGUCGUGCCCACAGCCACGAAGGAGUCACUUAUCGCACCAGCCACGAAGAUGAUGACGACGAAGCUCAAGUGUCGGCAGUGUAAAUGAUCGAUCUGCAAUCAACAAUUAAAGACCACUAAUUGAACCAGUUAAUCCUGACCGUCCUUCAUUUGUUUGUUUGUUUAUAUUUUAUUAUUUUAUACUAAUUAUUUUUUACUAUUUAUUUUUUUUUACUCGAUUGAGUGGAUGAGUAGUCAGACGAGUGAACGGAUGGACAUAUCUAUGAGUGAUUGUAUAAAAUUGAUAAGAGAAUUUAACAAGAGUAUGUGUAUAAACAAAUAUAUAUAUAUAUACAUAUUUAAAAAUUAUUAAAAAAAAGAAGAAAAAAAAAUGCGAAUAAAUAAUAACCGCAUGUUAUUUAGUGCUUCCUUGUACUCCGGACCAUAACACGCAUUGAUCUAUUAUAUUUCCUGUAUGUGUCACGUACCCGACAAUUCAUCAUAUAUGUAUAUGAAUAUAUAUUACGACUAAUGUGUAUUCAUUUAGAUAAUUACGGGCGUAAUGAUUUAAGGAAAGGGAAUGCCUACAAAAGUAUGAAAAGAAAAUUAAAUAAAAUAUAAUGAUUGCUUUACUCUAGUACUGAAUAAAUAUGAAGACGAACAAAUUUAAAUGAGUUUUGAAAAUUCAAAUUGAUUUUUCUGAUCAUUUUACUAUUUUUUUUUUUUUUUAAAUGUUAAUUUUAAUUAUUAUUAAAACGUUUAAAUAUAUAUACAUAUAUAUAAAUAUAUAUAUGUAUAUAUAUAAAUGUGUAAUAAAUUGAAUCCAAAGAUGUUAAAUAUCCUUUUUAAAUGCCGUAAAAUAAUUAAAUCGGCGUCUGUAUUAUAUUAAUUUAUAAGUUAGUUUAUAAGUUAAAAGGAAUGAAAAAAUUAUAGUAUGUAAGUUGGUGUAAAUAGAUUAGCGUAGAAUUAAGCUGACAUAAAUACUGAUUAUUAUCAUUAAUAUUAUAUGAAAAAAGAAUGGAACAAAGUAAUAAAGUAUGAAAGCCCAGUAAUGGCUUUUUAUUUAAUUUUUUUUUUAAAUAAAAUGAAAGAUUAAUUUAAUAAGCGAAAAAAAAAUUAAGAACGAAAUUAAAGUGGUUGAAAGUCCUUGGUUUAAUAAUUAAUGAUAUUUGAUAAUUAAUGAUUAAUGAAGAUGAGUGUAAAAUUAUUAUGUGAAAUUAAUAAUUUUGGUUACGUAUACGAUUGUUUAAAUUUAACGGACCUAAUUUUUGUCCGCGUUUGAGGAGUGAUUGAGUCAUGAACGGUGUCCACUGUUAAUGUUAUUAUUGUUAUUAUUAUUUGCUUUGUUUAUUUUUAAGUGUCUGGUUUGGAAACGGUAUUUAUGGAUUUAGAAAGUUGUAAUGGAUUAUAAAUUGCGGCAGUUAUUGUUGAUAUUUUAAUGCAAAUAUCGGAAACGAUUUGAUUUAUAAUAUUUACAUAAUAAUAGUGGGUGUUUUGAGUGGUAGUUUAUUUAUAAUUUUUUAUUAUUCAGGGAAAUUUAAAUUUCGUGAUUGGCGAUUAAAUCACAGUUAGUUAACAUAUUUAAAUUACAGAACGUGGAAUUACUGAUUGAAUUUUAAUUAUUAAUCGUAAUCAUUAUUUAAUUAGCUGCUAUUUUGUGUUGCACGAAAAAAAUUUCAUCUUCAGACCUAAAUUUUUUUUUAUUGAGAUAUUUUUGAAAUUGUAGAGGUCUGUGUAGAUUUAAAUGAAGAAAAAAUCACCAAGUUCAAAUUUUGAUUUUGAAAAUAUUUUUCAAAUUUUUGGUUUAAAAUUCAUUGGAGCCAAAGUCAAUUUAAUGACUGAUUAAAUAAAAAAUUUUUUUUCCAAUUGCCUUAUUUCGAAUCAUGUCUAAGCAUGAGCUGCCUAAUUACAGACACAUUCAAUUAUAAGAAAAUUAAAUUUGAAUUUGUUCUCAUAAUGAUUUUUCAAAAUUUGUUAAUUGAAACUUUUUGUCUGACUUAAGUCUUGACUUCUAUUCAAAUAUUCAGUGAAUAAAAAAAAAAUAUAUGAGGGCCAUUAAUCAAGACAAUUAAUAUUUUCAAACUAGACACUUAUAUAUAAUUAUAUUAUCUAAUUUAUUAUAAAAAAAAAAAUAUAUAAAAUGCUCAUAACACAGCGCACUUUGAAUGUCAUAAAUAAAAAUGAUAAAUAACAUGACUUUAAAGGACACUGUUCGACUAGUCGAUAUGCCUAUAAAUAUAUAUAAAUAUAUAUAUACAUCCUGGAAUAUUAAAAAAUCAACAUAUUAAAUUAAUAAAUAUAUAUCUCUGUACAUAUCUCUAUUCAUCUUCACCGCAAAGUAAAAAGUUGAAAAUAAAUAUUGAAUUUCUGUCAGUAUGAAACGUCAUUGAUUAUAUUAAUAUAUAUUAAUAUUUAAUUGUACAGAUGUAAUUUAAAUUUCAUUAUUAAUAAUACUCUAAUAAUAAUAAUUAUUAUUGUUAUUAAGAGUUACAGCGACUAAUCGCUUUUCAUUUCAUUCCAAAUGCAUUUAUUAUUAAAUGACUUUUGAGUAUUGAAAUAAAAUAAUUUUUAAAAUUAAACUCAUCGUUCAAUAUCAUUGAAACAAUAAUAAUUUUUAAUAAAACAUCCUUCGCAAAUAUUUUAAACGAUAAAAAAGUAUGAAAAAAAUAAAUUUAUAAAAUUUAUUAGCAAAAAUGUCAGCCAUUAUUUUAAUUGUAACAAAAAUGAACAGUAUCUUUUAUAAUUAAUGCCGAUGCAAUCAAUGAC